This is a messenger RNA of Macrobrachium nipponense, 3333 nucleotides long. RefSeq names its product isatin hydrolase-like. The transcript is spliced from 6 exons. Bases 206 to 1075 code for a protein of 289 amino acids. Gene Ontology annotation, molecular function: arylformamidase activity. Lineage: Eukaryota; Metazoa; Arthropoda; Malacostraca; Decapoda; Palaemonidae. The record is from RefSeq and is a predicted model, not a curated record.
GUCAGUCUCUGGUGCCCACCAGGACCGAAGGAGGGAAGUCACCGGGAGUAGGUGUUCGCUCAGCCAGCCAAGUUUAUUAGAACUCAGUGACGGACUGUUCCUCUGUGUGUUACUCCCGUUCUUUCCUUAAGAUACCGGCGCCCCCUGUCCGUUUUCCUUGUGAAAUAGUAACGAGGCGUUUCAUUGACACCUGUGCGUAAAGAGAAUGUCACGUUACUUGACGUGCUACGCAGUACUGUGUAUGAUUUUGUGUCGAAAAAGCUCGUGCAAGGAAAAUGUUGUUGAUCUGUCACACGACGUGGAUGAAAACAGUGCCGUUUGGAUAACAAGAGAGCCGUAUGAGAUCGUCAAAUCUACUAAAGGCUAUGCCGCUGGUGGAUACUGGUACGAAACAUACAGAUUCUGUAUGAGUGAACACACAGGGACUCACCUGGAUGCUCCGUCGCAUUUUGCCGAGGGAAAGUGGUCCGUGGAGCAGAUUCCUCUCGAUCAUUUGAUGGGACCAGGGGUAGUGAUUGACAUACGGGACAAGGUUGUCAAGGAUCCAAAUGCCGAAUUGACGACGGAUGACGUCAUGUCCUGGUUGGAUGAACACGGCCCUCUGCCCAAUGGAGUAAUAGUCUUCGUACGAACUGGCUGGGCAUCCAGAUAUAGCAACAAAACAGCGUACUUUGGCACAGACAAAAACGACACAACCAAACUGGUCUUCCCUGGUAUAAGCAAAGGCGCUGCACAGCUACUCGUUAGUCACGAGGCGGUCAGUGGGAACAAAGUGGUCGGGGUUGGACUGGACACCCCUUCACUGGACUACGGCAAAUCUCAAGAUUUUGAGACCCACCAAACUCUCAUGAGGGCCAAUGUCUAUGGUCUCGAAAAUGUGGCUAAUCUCGAUAGAUUACCUACAAAAGGCUUCAAUGUGAUCGUCAUGCCCAUCAAAUUACGAGGAGGUAGUGGUGGACCAGCCAGGAUCCUAGCUACAAUGCCCAGUUCCGGUGGGGCAUCUCUUUCCUCUGCGUUUGUGGGAAGCUCAUUCGUUAUAGCUUUAAAUAUGCUCUGUCUUUGCCACAUGUUCUGAUGAGCACGAUGACUGUGCGCCGAUGACUAGACAUCAUCUCUGUACGUUGCCUGAUUAUCUCGCCUAAUACUAAAUGUAUCUGUGAUAUAGCAACUGCAUUUAUCUCAAAUUAAUAUCGUUUACCUAAUUAUAAAUAUAUGGCUAGGGAAUAUUUUUUCUCUGACGCUAGAAUGACUCACAAAGCUCUAGAUUCUCAUUACAAUAAGUUGUUUAACCUCUUGUUAAUAUUCAGUAUUAAGUCAAUUCAAGGUAAAAAAAAAAAAAUUGGUUACAAAGUUUUUAAGAUCUAUUUGGAAAGAGCUUAUGUAGCGUAUAAUAUUGCAUUCCUGCCACUCCUUCUGCCAUUGAUUUAUAUCUUUUAGAGAGAGUGCUUCUUGGUGGUCGGUUUCUGUUUUCUGAUAUGAGCAGUCAUGAGUUGAACCAUUGACGGAUGAUCUCUUGUUUAUCUCUUUUUCAUAAGUUGUAUAUUAAUAGAGAUCUUUCACUAUUUACAAUCGAUACCUGAUCCCUCUUUCCGCCGAGAGCGACUGUCAAACUUUUCUGGUCCAGAGGUCCUUUAUUCCUCACUCCGUUGGACAGUGGAACAGUCUCCCUGAGGAUACCGCGCAAUUGGAACUCGAAAAGUUUAAGUGAAGAUGCAAUGCAUAACUACCAUAAUGAUAUUCUCCUUACAUUUUAAUACAUUUUUAUCUGUUUAUUAAUUUGUUAAUUUAGUUUUUUUUAUAUAUAAGUGAGACCUCUUCUUCCAGCUUUUCCUUUAUUUCUCUUACUUCCUAAUAACUUCCAUAUUCUUUGGAAGCUUGGAUUUCAGGUCAGUGGCCCCUAUGGGCUUGUUCCAUAUGAAUAAGGUUUAUCGUCUGAAUAAUUAUGCCAAUAAUUUCAUAAAAUAUUGUCAUUUAUGAUCACCACAUUGGACGUAAAGCACCCAAAUUCAUUAUAUAAUCAUCCAGCCACUGUAAGCGUUUUAUUUUGAAAGUAUAAAAUAAAUUUCUUGAGUUACACUGAAGACUGGUAGAUGUUCAUGGGCCAUUAUGGAUAAUGUACAUAUUCCAACAUGCAAAAUUUAUUCUAGGGCAAAUGUCAUUUUAGUGUCUCUGGUAGAAGUCAAGUAUGUUAAUUGGUAUGAUGUUUUGUGCUGGAAGGGCACUAGAGGCUGUUUAAUGUGUAUUCAUGCCUCAUAAUAUUAAAAGUUAAAGUUUACGGAAAGAAAAUGAAUUUUUUUUUCUAUUUUAUCUUAAAAUUCUGCUGAGGAUUAUAUGAAAAGAGCGACUGCGUCAUUAAUGAGCAUUAAUUUUUUAGAUAAAAAAAAGAUUGCGGUUUUCAUUAAAACAAUCUUUGUUACUUAGAUUAAGUAGAUCAAAAUUGAUCAAAAUUAUAUUUUAAAAUAUUCUCGUUGGUAAACAUCUUUGUCAAAACAACGCCAUGGUCAUAUUAGAUUAAAUGCAGAGCAAGCUUCAAGUAUUUUUCAAUAUUAAAUUAUAUUUUGCCUAUCGAUAGGAAUUUUGAUAUGGCAUUACUGAGAACUAUAAGUUGCAAAUUUUCUGUAGCAAGUUUGAACGCAACAAUCUUCAGUGUUUAAGGUACUGAGGAGUCCUUCCGGAAUUCGUACCUCCUUGAUUAUUAUUUUUUUUUAAAUCUCAGUCAUCUUAUUCGACUGGCUGGCAUUUAAAGUGUGGAGUGCGGGUUGCAUCCUGCCUCCUUAGGAGCCCAUCACUUUUCUCACUUGGUACGCUGUUUUUAGUAGCACACUCUUCUGCAUGAAUCCUGGAGCUACUCCGUCAUCUACUUUUUCCAGGUUCCUUUUCAGGGAUCUUGGGAUCGUGCCUAGUUUCUCGGGUAGAAUUUCCGCUGGCAUAUUCCAUAUCCUUCUUAUUUCUCUUUUCAGGUCUCGAUACGUAUCAGUUUUUCUCUUUUAUUAUUAUUAUUAUUAUUAUUAUUAUUAUUAUUAUUAUUAUUAUUAUUAUUAUUAUUAUUAUUAUUAAAAAAUCCUCAUAGUAGCACGAGUCUUCAAAUGGAGAAACAAAUCCAGUUAUGUAAAUAUACACAUUUAAAUUUAAGAACAGCAAGGAUACCUUUCGGGAAUCUGUUCGGUUCCCCUUAUCAAUCAGAUUGAUAAGGGAGCCGAACCGAUUCCCGAAAGCUAUCCUUGCUGUUUUUAAAUUUAAAUAUAUGUACAUUUACAUAACUGUGGAUUUGUUUCUCCAUUAUUAUUGUUAUCAUUAUUAUUAUUAUUAUUAUUAUUAUUAUUAUUAUUAUUA